GGGAACAUCUGAGCCCUCUCUCUCCCGUUCUGCUCUGUCUCCGGAAGGCUACUCAUCUGUUCCUCCACUAGACGGCACUUUCUACUGAUAUGUGAAGUGGUUGACCGUUUGAGGAGGGAGGGCUUCUCACACCACCCUGUGCAUUCUAACUGGUCUCUUGCAUCUAAUUUUCAGCAAGGUCCUGCAAAUCACCCUAGGAUGUCCUUUGCUGAGCAGCAGUGCAAACAGCCAUGCGUGCCACCUCCAUGUCUUCCAAAGAUCCAAGAGCAGAGCCAGGCAAAGGCUGAGGAAGUGUGUCUCCCCCUCUGCCAGGACCCCUGCCAAGAGAAGUGCCUGGUGCAAGCUCAAGAGGUGCAGCUUCCUCAGUGCCAGGAGUUAAACCAAGAAAACUGCCCACAUCAAAGCCAAGACCCCUGCCCACCUCCAUGCCAAGACCAAAGCCCAGCUCAGUGUGUACAGCCAUGCCAGGAGCCAGCUCAGACAAAAUGUGUAGAGGUUUGCCAACAGAAAAUCCAAGAGAAGUGCUUACCCCCUGGCAAGGGAAAAUAGCUGCUCAUAAUGCCAUUUGGGGUCAAGAAGAUGAUUCCGGCCCAACCCCAGCCUCUGCUAUGGUGACCUUCUCCAGUGGGUACUUCUGUGUGCACCCCGUUCUUGCCUUCUGGCUUCCUCAAUAUUCCAGGACUUGGUCUGUGUCUCUGAAGACAGUUCUCUCUGUAUUUCAUCAACUUCUGUGAAUAAGUACUGUGCUCAGUCAUCUAGUAGGAGGUCUCUACUAGAUGGAGCAGUUAUCAGGAAUGGUGUGGUUAUCAGGAAAGACCACAGAAGCCUAAUCCAGAUCCCUUGGGGCAAAACUUCUCCCAGCCCUGGGUACAAAACAACCAAGGAUGCCUCCAUUCAUCUUUCAGAGUGUCCACCUCUCACCUGAGCCUCAAAACAAACUGAAUUUUGAUGGACUUUUCACUGAUCGCCACCGCCACCGCCACCAUGGCUGUGGAGAAUAAGUUGGGGCUGUUGCAAAAAUCGAACACUGGGUAAUUUUGUCUUGGCAUCACCUUCCCCCCCCCAAAAAAAAAGUACAGGAAAUGAUUAGAUGUUGUUGUAAUGUUAGUUGUGCUUUUAAAAAAUGAAACAAAUUGAAAUGUAGAUGAUUGAUUCCAAACAGCCCAUAAGAAAAGACGAGGUGAGACGUUUGGGGUCCUGGUGGUUGAUCUUUGUGCUUCAUCACUGACCUGCUUUAAGCCCUUAAUUUCCACCACGUACACUCUUUAGACAUGUGAUUCAUGACUGUGUGGUGCAGGCCGGUCUGUUCUUCAACCUCUUUGCCUUCUUCUCCCUGGUGAAGGUAAAAUGCAGAAUAAAGCUGACACAAAACUGA
Messenger RNA from Sus scrofa (pig), 1375 nucleotides. It is a transcript of the gene PRR9, whose product is annotated as proline rich 9. NCBI's taxonomy places the organism in Eukaryota, Metazoa, Chordata, Mammalia, Artiodactyla, Suidae. The record is from RefSeq and is a predicted model, not a curated record.